CCUCUCCUUCUGUCUCUUCAGCAUUCCUCUGUCGACCGCUUCUCUCCGAUCUAGGUUUCCCGAUUCGCUUGUUUUCCUCUUAAAGGAAUCCAGAACCCUACGACUCCUCGCUAAUCCCUCCCCUGCCAUUGCCCAUCUUCCCGUUUUGCUCGUUUUCUUUGAUCAUUUUGGCCGUCUCCUGCCUCGUAUCUCUUCGAUUUUGGGGAGGAAGGACCGCGUCUAGCAGGUGGCUGUGGAGCCCCAUUUUUAUUUUCCAUUCCAUCGCAUUGCUGAAUCAAGUAAUUGGAAGAGCAAUGCCGAGUGAAUAUUCCUCCCAUCGUUUGGCAUUUCAGUUACCUUACCGCCUGUGGUUCGGUUCCUUGACUAGUAAGAAAUCGAAAGUUGGUGUUCAUUUUGCUUUGGAUUAGGGAUUCUGCUGGAUGAGUGACCUUCCAAUUUUGGGAACUUGUUCCCUUUUUCCUUACUGCGCAUUUGGUGGUGUAGUGGGUGGAUUGCUAGCUAUCUUUAGUGAAUAUUGGCUGUUAACUGAUGGAGAAUCCAUUUUGUGGCUGUUGCGGACUUUUGAGCCGUUUCUUAUGGGCUUUAAGGAGCAAUGUCUUGCAACCGAUUUGCUUUAUUGGUGCUUGCUAAUUGGAAACUAGGAGGUGUAAUUGUUGAAUUCCUAGUUAUGAAAGAGACGGUAACCUUUGUGGGUCUAUUGACCGAGUGACUGGUAUGGCGAACUUGGGUAGCUCUGGCAGUUUUGGCCGGAAAGUUCAGAGCCCCAGAGUUGCUGGCCAUCGGAAGAAUUGGGUCCUGGCUAGUUACAACUUCAAGACAUUGAUUGGAAUAAGUGCAGCAAUCGUUGCCUGUCUACUUGUGGGACGUGGAUACGUUUUCUUCGUCCCCAUUCAUGAACAAGCGCAAAGCUACAAAGAUGCAUUUGUUAAUGGGGUUGAGUCGGUGGAGGGCUGUAAUUUUUUUGAAGGGAAAUGGGUCAACGACGACUCUUAUCCAUUAUAUGACGGCUCUCUUUGUCCAUUUACGGAGAACGGCUUUAAUUGUCAAGGCAAUGGGCGUAGAGAUGACAAUUACUUGAAAUGGAGGUGGAAACCCCACCGUUGUGAAAUUCCGAGGUUUGAUGUGCAUGAGAUUUUACAAAGUUUGCGAGGACUCAGAAUUGUUUUUGUGGGAGAUUCAAUGGGAAGGACACAGUGGGAGAGUCUGAUUUGUCUUCUUAUGACCGGCGUGUCGGACAAAAAAUCAGUUUAUGAAAUAAAUGGGAACAAAAUCACGAAACAGAUCAGAUUUCUUGGUGUGAAAUUUAGUUCGUUUAACUUUACAGUGGAGUUCUACCGCUCACCUUUCCUUGUUCAGCAGGGUGUCCCUCCGAGACAUUCCCCUAAGAGGGUCCGAUCUACUCUUAGGCUGGACAGGUUGGACAAUAUUAGUAAAAGAUGGAUCAAUUCAGAUUUUUUGAUCUUCAACUCUGGCCAUUGGUGGAACUCGGUGAAGAUAUUUGACGUUGGCUGCUACUUCCAGGUGGGAAAUUCAGUGAAGCUCGGAAUGCAAAUCACCAGUGCCUACAGGACAGCAUUGAACACAUGGGCUUCAUGGGUUAAGUCAAUGGUCAACACAAAUAGGACUCAUGUCUUCUUUCGAACUUUUGAACCUUCUCACUGGAGUGAAUUCCCAACCGAGAGAGCCUGCAUAGUUACUCAACGUCCUAUGCUUAAGGCAGGAAAUUUUGCUGAGAGCCCAUUCUCAGAGAUUGUGGCGGAGGUGGUGUCAGUGAAGAGAGCUCCUGUUGUGGUUCUGAAUGUAACUUUCAUGUCUGCCUUCCGAAGUGAUGCACAUAUUGGCAAUUGGAGUGAUGUACCAUCGGUCGAAGACUGCAGUCAUUGGUGCCUUCCUGGAGUGCCUGAUGCCUGGAAUGAGAUUCUCCUUUCUUACCUGCCAAAGAAGAAAGGAGUUCCUCCGAGAUGAAUUGGCUUGUGGUGAUGGGAAAUUCUUUUCUAUUCUUUUGGAUGGAUGCACCCUUCCCUGCUGUGGUGGGCAGUACCUCAGACUGGUGUCUGGGGGUUUCUCUUGCAAGAAGCACAUAUAGCUUCAUCAUUCUUGCUUCUCAAGUAAUUUUUCCAGUAUUGCUUGGGAAGCAUAUCCGUGUCAAUUCUUCUACAGGGUACACAUUAUAGCAGCUAAGAUCGUUUCAUUUGUUGUUUGUUGUAAAUGAGUCUAAUACAAAUCAGUUUUUUUCAUUAGAUCGUUAUUUUUGUCACCAACAAGUUAAAUUACUGACUGAUGUGCCUUACAAGUAAUCUCAAAAGUGGAGGGAACGUUUUAUGGUUUC
Messenger RNA from Nymphaea colorata (pocket water lily), 2329 nucleotides. RefSeq names its product protein trichome berefringence-like 7. Gene Ontology annotation, cellular component: Golgi apparatus. Bases 715 to 1965 code for a protein of 416 amino acids. The record is from RefSeq and is a predicted model, not a curated record. NCBI's taxonomy places the organism in Eukaryota, Viridiplantae, Streptophyta, Magnoliopsida, Nymphaeales, Nymphaeaceae. The transcript has 4 exons. Gene Ontology annotation, molecular function: O-acetyltransferase activity.